Molecule: messenger RNA, 3808 nt
Organism: Cyprinodon variegatus (sheepshead minnow)
Lineage: Eukaryota; Metazoa; Chordata; Actinopteri; Cyprinodontiformes; Cyprinodontidae
Product: ETS translocation variant 5-like
Exons: 13
Coding region: 135-1619 (494 amino acids)
Biological process (GO): regulation of transcription by RNA polymerase II; cell differentiation
Cellular component (GO): nucleus
Molecular function (GO): sequence-specific DNA binding; DNA-binding transcription factor activity, RNA polymerase II-specific
Source: RefSeq, a predicted model, not a curated record
AUUGAGAAAAAUCCACAGCCGAGUGUUUAUUCGAGGAGCUGCAGGCGAUGUACGGGGGGGGCGAAAUCGCAACCACUUGUAUUUAAGUCACUCUUCCAAAACGAACUUCACUAAACAGUGAAGACCACCGAAACAUGGAUGGCUUUUAUGACCAGCAGGUCCCUUUUAUGGUGCCUGAGAGUAAAUGCCACACAGUUGAGGAGAGGAGUCUCACUGACAGGCGGAGGAGGUUCUUGGACAGAGAGUUGGCUCAGGACACAGAAGAGCUAUUUCAGGAUCUGAGCCAGCUCCAGGAAAUAUGGAUUGCAGAAGCUCAGGCUCCUGAUGACGAGCAGUUUGUCCCAGAUUUCCAGUCCAAUAACUCGACGCUUCACAGCCCACAUGUCAGCAAAGUGAAGCGAGAGCCCAGUCCGUCCAAAGAUCUGUCCCCCUGCGGGACCCCCCAGGCUGAUAUGUGCCUUUACAGUUACAGUGCCUGUGAAAACAAACCAGGUCCGGCUAACGCACCUGUAACGCAGCGUAGCUCCAUCCACUCCGCUGGACCCCCACCCAUACGGAGGCAGCUUCAGCCAUCCCCGCCUCAUAUGACCGGCCAAACUCCAGCCUCCAGCCCCUUCCACCGCCAAAAUCUCCCCCAGUCCAACCCAAACCAGCAGUUCGCUCUGCCCUGUAACCCCGUCGGCUGCUCAGGGGCGUCUUUCAAUCCAGAGCAAAGGUUCCACCGGCAAAUGUCAGAUCCCUGUUUGCCCUUCCUGGCUCCAGAGAAAACUGCAAACACGCCGUACCACCCUUCAGGUUGCGACGGCCGGCCGAUGUACCAGCGUCACCUGUCGGAGCCCCUCACCCCGCUCCCUCCUCAUGGUUUCAAACAGGAGCUGGUGGAUCCACGAUAUCCAGAUGCCGGGCCGGCGGGUUCUAGCCUGGCCCCACCCCAAACCACCUUCAACCACGUCAAAAUCAAACAGGAGCCGAGAGACUUCGGCUUUGAACCCGAAGUUCAAACCUGCCAGUCAUCUUUUGGAAAGUCUCCAGUUUCGUUUCAGAAAAGCGGCGCCGGAUUUGGUUCUGACAGAGAGCCUGUUAGGUACUAUGACGACACCUGCGUUGUCCCAGAAAGACUGGAAGCUAAAGUGAAGCAGGAGGGUUUGCCGUACCAACGGCGCGGUUCCCUGCAGCUCUGGCAGUUUCUGCUAACGCUGCUCGACAAUCCGGCAAAUGCACACCUGAUUGUGUGGACGGGGCGCAACAUGGAGUUUAAACUGAUCGAUCCGGAAGAGGUGGCUCGCCUUUGGGGCAUCCAGAAAAACCGACCAGCCAUGAACUACGACAAACUGAGCCGCUCACUGCGGUACUACUACGAAAAGGGCAUCAUGCAGAAGGUAAAGGUUGCCGGGGAAAGGUACGUCUACAAAUUUGUGUGCAACCCCGACGCACUGUUCUCCAUGGCCUUCUUGGAAAACCAGAGGCCCAGUCUGAAAGCCGACCUUGACGCCAUCCUGCCCCCUAGCGAAGAGGACGGCUUCCCCCUCCCGAGCUACGAGGAGGAAGGGCCUUACUUGGUGGACGGAGGGGAGCAGUGCGUCCAGGGGCUGGGUUUCCCCGACAGCUACCCGUACUAGUCAGCAGCUCAAAGAAAGAAAAAAAAAAACGGCAAAACCUUAACGACACAGCUACAUUUCAGAUAAGAGAUUUAAUUCUGAUUUGUAUUCUAACAAGAGAUUUUGUUCUUUAUUAAAAUUUCAAUGCAACGACGACGCUGAAAAUCUGUUAGUCUCUAAGACUGUUAAACUCACUCCCACGAAGAAAAACGCAACUACUUCCCAAACUUAAGUUCUCAUUCAAAUGGUUGUCUGGAUACAUUCCAAGGUUUAAACUGGGAUUAAAAAAAAGGCUGCAUUUUCAGAGAAGGAAGGCUGCAAGUUUUUUUUUGUUUUCUUUCUUUUUAACAACUCAGUGUAGCUUCAUGACGGUUUAAAUUAAGCAAGAAAUAAGAGGUUUAAUAGGAGGAGUUGACAAGAGAAGGAUCAACCUUUCAACUAUUUUAAUUCUGCAUCAAAGAAAUGCAAAUAUUUAAGUGGCAAAUUCACUCAUUCAUACUCUUUGUUUUUUUCUUUCCAAAUUACUAUUUGUUUUCUUUUUUUUUAAUUCCUACGAUUUAAGUAUUACAUUAAGUUCAGAAAUCACAACUUUUUUAAAAGUAUUCAUGACCAGUAUUUGCUAUUUCAGUUCAGGCUGAGUUGUGUAUAUGCUUGUCUCAGAUCUGGUUUAGUCCCAACACAUAAUGCCACACAUUUGAUUCCCCAUCAAGGAAUUCUUGUAGUUUAUUUACAAUGUUUUUUACUUUAAUUAUACAGUGCCGCUGUAGGUACCAGAUCUGCUCGCCCGUGACAUUGCAAUAUAUGAUUUGCUGAACGUUGCCACAUAAUGUAAAACGUCGUGGUUGCCCAGACAACGCGCAGCAUCUGUGUGCAACAUCUGUAGCGUUAGCGUGUCUAAUGAGCGAUGAAGUUUUACCUGAUGGAUAGUGAAACUGAAAAAAAAUUAUUAUGUUGAACAAAGUAACUGUUAAAAGUAUAAAGGGGAAGAGCUGGGUAGCUCUGUGGCUAGCUCUGGACAAUAGCUAACAGGUUAGCCUGUUUUAGCUUAGUCAGUUAGCCAUAUUAAGCUCCAUUACUUUUAACUUCAUGUCAACAACCACCAUUUGUCUUUUACAAGUAGAACUUUUUUGUGUCUAAAAUCUCCACGAAAAUCCUUUUUAAGAUGUUCGAUUUCUCCUCCCCUGCCCUCAGACCUUAAUAAAAAGAUGAAAGAUAAGCUGAGACUUAUUGUGUCACCUUGUUAAAUAGAUCCUUUAAGUCUGGCAAUGGCUGUUUUUUUUUUUUUUUUGUUUUUUUACUUUAGGCUACUUUAGAUCCCUAAUGACAUGUAAAAUAAUAAAAAAAAUAUGGGUAAUAAUAUGUUGAGACUCUAGAAGAGAUCUGAUUCUUAAGAAAUGGGUGCAAUACAAUCCAAAUGGAGUUGCCGUAUAAUGAUGUCAUAAUAAGGGGCAGGGCCCCGAGCAGAUCUGGUACCUACAUCGCCCCUUGGAUCAUACGCCACAUUUCUUAUACCCAGAACUGCCACUGCCAAGUUUCCUUUUUUGAAAAGAAACAAAACAUGCAUAAUAGUAAUCUAAUUCAAAGCUAAUAUUUGUAGCUAUAUAUAUAUAUAUUCUUGUCGGACUUUGAAGUUUUGAGCCGUCUCUAAUUUCUGCUGCACUUAAACACAGAUAUGCAUUUUUGUUGUGGCAUCGACUCUUUACGACCGUUUCAGAUGUCUUUUUCUGUUUUAGUGUUUUAUAUUGUGGUAAUUUUUGUAGCAUGGCCAUCGCUUUGGUUCUCACGUUUGUAAACUCUGGGACCUUUUUAUCGCAGCCAAAAACAAAAAUCUUAAAGCCAUGGCACUCCUUUUACUAAUUUAGUAAGCUUUUUAUUCCUUAGGUAAUACCCAGUCUGCUCGAAAGGGACACACUUGUAUUUUUUGGGAACUUAUAAUCCUGAGACGUCUAUAUUGAAAAUAUCUUUUUUUGUGUAUUUUUUUUUUUUUCUUAACUGGGUUUCAAAGCUAAUAUUUUUAGCAUUAUAUGGACUUGUAUGUAUUUCAUAUAACGAUUUAUGACAAAAGUAUUGCUUCUAUUUUUUAUUUCUUUGGAUUCUGUAUGACUGCCACUCUUGUGCUUAUAAAAAAGCAUGUUCUUUCUUCUAAACAGAUCGUGUACCGAGAUAGUUUUCUGCAUUUUUGUAUAAUUUGUUUGCUUCGAUGUGUAGAG